This is a messenger RNA of Oncorhynchus tshawytscha (Chinook salmon), 1458 nucleotides long. RefSeq names its product nuclear factor of kappa light polypeptide gene enhancer in B-cells inhibitor, alpha b (gene nfkbiab). The transcript is spliced from 6 exons. Lineage: Eukaryota; Metazoa; Chordata; Actinopteri; Salmoniformes; Salmonidae. Gene Ontology annotation, molecular function: protein binding. The record is from RefSeq and is a predicted model, not a curated record. Bases 51 to 1013 code for a protein of 320 amino acids.
GCUGGUGUAUGUAAAGUUCUGAAUUACAACCAACACAGAAGUCAGUGUCAAUGGACCUUCAUAGAGCGAGAAUCCUCAACCACAUGGAUUGUAACACUGAUGGUCGACAUUCUAAGGAUGGGAAAGUUAAAUCUUUCAAUGAAGAGCGGCUGGACAGUGGCCUCGACUCUCUCAAAGAUGAGGAAUAUAAAGUUGUCGUCUGUGAGCUCGAGCGUCUUCGCGUGGAUUGUCUCCCACCGCAGAGAGACGAAUGCGGCAAUGAACCGUGGAAGGAACACAUUUCAGAGGAUGGAGACACGCUUCUCCACCUUGCCAUUAUCCAUGAAGCCAAGGACUGUGCAAGGAAGAUGAUAGAGCUGUCAUGCAAUGAGCCUUUCCUCAAUCAAUAUAACCACCAGAGACAGACUCCUCUCCACCUGGCUGUGAUCACAGAGCAGGCUGAGAUAGUGGAGCGUCUCCUGAAGGCUGGCUGUGACCCCACGCUAGUGGACGACAGUGGUAACACAGCCCUUCACAUCGCCUGCAGGAAGGGCUCUCUCACCUGCUUCAGUGUCCUCACCCAGACCCAGGGCUGCUCUACCCAGCUCCCAGCCAUUAUGGCCACGCCAAACUACAGUGGUCAGAACUGUUUGCAUCUGGUCUCUAUCCAUGGCUUCCUCUCGCUAGUGGAGAGCCUUGUUGAUCUCGGAGCUGACAUCGAUGCACAGGAGCAGUGCAAUGGCCGCAGCCCUCUCCACCUGGCUGUUGACCUACAGAACCUGGACUUGGUGCUGCUCCUGGUCAGUAAAGGGGCGAAUGUCAACAGCCUGACCUAUGGCGGUCACACGCCGUACCACUUGACAUACGGACGCCAGAACGCCUCCAUCGAAAGGGAACUGUAUGAGCUGACAGCUCAGGAGCUGAGAGAACUGCCAGACAGUGAGUCUGAGGACAGUGAGGAAGAGGAGGGACAGUCUGAUGAUGAAGUGGUGACAUGUUGGUAUGAUGACGUUCAAUGGAAUGGGUGCCAUUAGAAAAUAGACCACAGAACCUCCAAAGAACAGUAGUACAGGCAGAGACAGAAGCUCAUCUGUGCACAGGCUUUAGCUUUGGUACAGUAGCAUGCCGAAGUGGUGCCAACCUCAGAGGUAGAGGAUGGCAGAAGACUGGUACAGCAGGGGUACAACAGACUGAGAAAGUGAUGAUGGACAGUGUGAACCACUGAGAAGAUGCCAGAUAAACAAAAUGGAUGCCAAUAAAUAAGUCUUUAUGGCUCUGAAAGAGACUCAUUAUCACAGCAUACAUCCAACCAACGAUGUAAUAACACCUACAUGUAUUAUAUUGUAAAUGGAUGUGAAUACAAAGAUUUAUAUUUUUAAAUGUGUAAAGUUUGACUAUUGUAAAUGAUUUCCAUUGUUUGUGGAAAGGUAAAGCAAGCCACACACUCCAGUAAAUUAAAACAAUACAUAUUUAACAUUG